AUGGCUCCCCCGACGACUUCGAACAAGCGCGCGGCGUCGCCCCCUUCCGAUCCUUCCAAGACCAAGCGUGCUCGCGAAGAUCCGGCUGUGGAAUGCUGCUACCUGGCCGUGGUCAAAGACGAUGAGCGUCAGGUACUUGUGCGCAUCUCGUCGGCGGACUACGACACCGCGAUGAGGGAGAUCAGGCGUGUCUUCUGUGUCAAGCACGCUUCUCUCACUGGCAUCGAGCGCGACGUUCCUGGACGCGGAUGGACAGCAAUCGGGUCAACGGCCUGGAUGGCGCAGGCUGUCAAGCGCUAUGACGAGCUGUAUCCAGUCUACCGCAUGGUCAUCGGCGGUCGCGUUCCCAUUCAGAUCUUCGUCAAGACGCUCACGGGCAGAACGAUCACACUCGAGGUGCUUCCGGACGCGAGCUUGGAAUCCGUCAGGGACAUGAUCCGCGACGUCGAGGGAAUCUCGCCUUGCCAACAGCGUCUCAUCUUUGCCGGCAAGCAACUCGAGAACGGACACACGCUUGCUGACUACCAGAUUGCGAAGGACAGUACGUUGCACCUUCUCCUGCGCCUGACGGGCGGCAAGCCUGUCAUUUACCUCUUCCCGCCGACUCCACUCGACUCGGCGUCCGUCUCGCUCACCCUCACGCCCGAGUGGCACUUCUCCGCGCUCUACCCCGUCGUUCACCCGGUCGAGGGUGGAAAUGGCGAGACGAGGGCGAGCUGGACUGUCUCUGCUCAGCCCGACGGUUCCCUCGUCGACCUCGCCUCGGGCCUCGAGCUUAAGUACCUCUUCUGGGAGGCCGAGGCGUACAAGACGACGUCGAGUGCUCCCUCGCACCUCGUCUUCGACCCUUCGAACCCCUUGCUCGACGCCUCGAACGGCUGCGCGCUCCCCUUCGCCGCCUUCCUCGCCCACCUCGACCAGACGCUCGCCGCUCUCUCGCUCCACACCGCCGCGAGGAACGACUUCAUCACGUAUUGGCUCUCCCACUUCACCCGCAUCCGCGACGCCGGUCAGCACAUCGGCUUUCGCUUCCUCGCGCAGGACGACUACGAGCGCGCAACCCAUCUCGACGUCAACCCGAUGCCGGACGUCGUCACGCGUGUCUUCUUGCUCUUCACGGGCGUCGAUGCGGAUCAGACGAGCGAGUGGAAGAAGCCGGACGAGGUUGACUGGGUCAAGGAGGUCGGCGUCCAGGUCGACAAGGCCGAGGACAAGUCGCUCUUCCGCGUGCUCGAGUGGGGCGGCAUGGAGGUCGUGUAG
Rhodotorula toruloides NP11 is the source of this 1260-nucleotide messenger RNA. Its product is annotated as ubiquitin family protein. The transcript is spliced from 2 exons. Gene Ontology annotation, molecular function: ubiquitin protein ligase binding; protein tag activity. Lineage: Eukaryota; Fungi; Basidiomycota; Microbotryomycetes; Sporidiobolales; Sporidiobolaceae. The coding region runs from base 1 to 1260 and encodes 419 amino acids. Gene Ontology annotation, biological process: protein ubiquitination; modification-dependent protein catabolic process. The record is from RefSeq and is a predicted model, not a curated record. Gene Ontology annotation, cellular component: nucleus; cytoplasm.